Molecule: messenger RNA, 2522 nt
Organism: Bufo gargarizans (Asiatic toad)
Lineage: Eukaryota; Metazoa; Chordata; Amphibia; Anura; Bufonidae
Product: Golgi pH regulator
Exons: 15
Coding region: 242-1609 (455 amino acids)
Biological process (GO): intracellular pH reduction
Cellular component (GO): Golgi cisterna membrane
Molecular function (GO): voltage-gated monoatomic anion channel activity
Source: RefSeq, a predicted model, not a curated record
ACAGACUGACAGGGAAUGCUGGGACUUGUAGUACUGAUGACAGCCUGUCAUCAAGUAGUACUUGUAGUACUGAUGAUAGGGAAUGCUGGGACUUGUAGUACAGAUGAUAGGGAAUGCUGGGACUUCUAGUAUCGAUGCCAGUAAUCCUGGAGCGGAGCCCCCGACAUGUGAAGACCCCGCCGAGCACUGACCGGAUCCAUCACUGUGUUAUUAGGGGGGGAUCUCCUCAUCAUCCACCACCAUGAGCUUCCUGAUCGACUCCAUCUUCAUGGUCAUAUCUCAGCUGCUGUUCUUCGGCUUUGGAUGGCUGUUUUUCAUGCGUCGGCUCUUUAAAGAUUAUGAGGUGCGGCAGUAUGUCGUCCAGGUCGUCUUCUCGGUGACCUUCGCCUUCUCCUGCACCAUGUUUGAGCUCAUCAUUUUUGAGAUCCUGGGCUUACUCAACAGCAGCUCUCGCUAUUUCCACUGGAAGCUCAACCUGUGCGUCAUCCUGCUGGUCCUCGUCUUUUUGGUGCCGUUUUAUAUCGGAUACUUCGUGGUGAGCAACAUUCGACUGUUGCACCGGCAGCGGCUGCUCUUCUCCUGCGCGCUGUGGCUCACCUUUAUGUAUUUCUUCUGGAAGCUGGGAGAUCCCUUUCCUAUCCUGAGCCCAAAGCACGGAAUCCUUUCCAUAGAGCAGCUCAUCAGCCGGGUGGGUGUCAUCGGGGUCACCCUGAUGGCCUUGCUCUCUGGGUUUGGUGCAGUGAACUGUCCCUACACCUACAUGUCCUACUUCUUAAGGAAUGUAACAGAAGCUGAUAUCCAGGCACUAGAGAGAAGACUACUGCAAACCAUGGAUAUGAUUGUCAGUAAGAAAAAGAGGAUAGCCAUGGUGCGGAGGAAUAUGUUCCAGCGAGGAGAAGUGCACAACAGACCAAGUGGAUUCUGGGGGAUGAUCAAGAGCGUGACGUCAUCAGCUCCUGGCAGUGAAAACCUGUCUCAGAUCCAGCAGGAGGUGGACGCUCUGGAAGAACUGAGCCGCCAGCUGUUUUUGGAGACGGCGGACCUGCACGCCACUAAGGAGCGCAUCGAGUACUCGAAAACCUUCCAGGGAAAAUACUUCAAUUUCUUGGGAUACUUCUUCUCCAUUUACUGCGUCUGGAAAAUCUUUAUGGCCACAAUCAACAUCGUCUUUGACCGCGUGGGGAAGACUGACCCAGUCACCAGAGGGAUCGAGAUCACCGUGAAUUACCUGGGCAUCCAGUUUGAUGUCAAGUUCUGGUCGCAGCACAUUUCCUUCAUUCUAGUGGGUAUCAUCAUCGUUACCUCCAUCAGAGGACUUCUUAUCACUCUCACCAAGUUCUUCUAUGCCAUCUCCAGCAGCAAAUCUUCCAACGUGAUUGUCCUCCUCUUGGCACAGAUCAUGGGAAUGUACUUCGUCUCCUCCGUGCUCCUGAUCCGGAUGAGCAUGCCCCUGGAGUACCGCACCAUCAUCACUGAGGUUCUGGGAGAACUGCAGUUCAACUUCUACCACCGCUGGUUCGACGUCAUCUUUUUGGUCAGCGCCCUGUCCAGCAUCCUCUUCCUGUACCUGGCACACAAGCAGGCACCAGAGAAGCACAUGGCUUUAUAAUCCGCGCAUCAACCACAAAUGAUUGCGUGUCCUGCCCUUGUCUCCUGGUGGUAACCUCUGCCGGUGUCUCCUCUGGUAUCUCCUGGUGGUCUUUCCUAGUGAUAUAUACUGGUGGUGUCUCCUGAUGGUAUACCAUGGCGGUGUUUCCUGUUGGUAUACCCUGCCGGUGUCUCCUCUGGUAUCUCCUGGUGAUAUAUACUGGUGGUGUCUCCUGGUGGUAUCUACUGAUGGUAUACCAUGGCGGUGUUUCCUGUUGGUAUACCCUGCCGGUGUCUCCUCUGGUAUCUCCUGGUGAUAUAUACUGGUGGUGUCUCCUGGUGGUAUCUACUGAUGGUAUACCAUGGCGGUGUUUCCUGUUGGUAUACCCUGCCGGUGUCUCCUCUGGUAUCUCCUGGUGAUAUAUACUGGUGGUGUCUCCUGUGAUAUCAGUCAGUAUCUCAGCCUGGUCUGGAGGAUACAUCCAUUGCACAGGAUCUGUGCUUAUCGACUCAUCUGACUUCGGGAAGUACCACACCAAACCUCUGAUUUGAGACAACUGACCACCACAACCCGAAUUUAAGGCCAUUUUCAAAUAUACUGCAGCCACAGAUGAAGCGUAAUAAUAUUAUGAAGAAAUUCUCUAUGAUUUAAAUUCACCUUUUUUGAGCACCUUCACAAAUUGCACUGCAGGUCUCCAUGAUCUGAGAGGAGCCUAUAGCUCUGGUCAUCUUGAACUGCUGGAACUGAACGGCAGAGCUACAGUGAAGACUGACACACAGGAAAAAGGAAGGGGGGGGGAGGUGAUGUUUACCUUGUAAACCCUGUGGUUACUGUAAUGGCCGGCAUUGGCCCUUGUCGCUCAUGUAGCAGCCCAAGAUGACAGUUGAUUAAAGAACAAUUCCCCAUAAAUAAAAAAAAAAGUAAAUAUAAGGAA